Messenger RNA from Toxorhynchites rutilus septentrionalis, 2109 nucleotides. RefSeq names its product mediator of RNA polymerase II transcription subunit 19 (gene MED19). The record is from RefSeq and is a predicted model, not a curated record. Gene Ontology annotation, biological process: positive regulation of transcription by RNA polymerase II. Gene Ontology annotation, molecular function: transcription factor binding; transcription coregulator activity. Gene Ontology annotation, cellular component: mediator complex. The transcript has 4 exons. The coding region runs from base 394 to 1158 and encodes 254 amino acids. NCBI's taxonomy places the organism in Eukaryota, Metazoa, Arthropoda, Insecta, Diptera, Culicidae.
GCGAAUGCAUAGAACGAUUUUUUUUACAUUUCUCUGUUUCGCAGUAGCAGCAGGUCUCGCGAAAAGGGAGAGCACCUAUCAAAGGGAAAAUUACUUCGGAAAAAGUCGAAGUUUUUCGCGUGUGUUUUUCGUUAUUUUUAAUCAAAUACUGCUCAAUUCGGUGCUCUAAUCCAAUUAGUGACGGAAUCUAGGCUUUCUGUGGGGACGCGUCCGCCCAGUUCUCGGGCUAGAGGCCAGUGUUGGAUGCCUUGAAAACGCAGCGCUGUCUUCGAACCUUGGGGCUCAUAUGUUGAAACAGAAACGGCGACGAUUAAGACGACAAAGUAGAAGAAACGAAGAGCCAACAAACACGGCAGUAGUGUUCGUCGUAGGCACCUAGAGUGAGCGGCCGUGAUGUUUAACAAUUACGGCAACGUGAUGAUGACCGACCAGUUCCGGAAGGUGGAACAAUAUUCCCCCAAAUCGUCCCCCCGGGCCGGUGGGGCUGGAGGUCGGUCCCCGGUGGUGGCCCGCCAGGACUCCUCCGGAACCCUCAAAACCACCAUCCAGCUCGGGAAGAAUCCCUCGAUCGUUCACAGUGGGCCAUUCUAUCUGAUGAAGGAACCACCAGGUGAAGGCGAACUGACCGGUGCGACCAACUUGAUGGCACAUUAUGGCCUCGAGCAUUCGUAUAGUAAAUUUAGCGGUAAGAAAGUGAAGGAGCAGCUCUCAUCGUUCCUGCCGAAUUUGCCCGGCGUCAUCGACGGACCAGGACAUCUCGACAACAGCUCACUCAGAAGUGUGAUCGAGAAACCACCAAUCGUUGGAAAGGAACUACUACCCCUCACAAGCGUACAAUUGGCAGGAUUCAGAUUACAUCCUGGACCGCUCCCGGAACAGUAUAAGCAUCUGAAAACCGCCCCCACACGGAAGCAUAAAAAUAAGCAUAAGAAACACAAAUAUCGGGAAGGGGCAGCGCCUCAGUCCGAGCAGUCCUCGCUGGAAGCGGCCGGUCUCGACACCCACGAAAAGAAGCACAAGAAGCAGAAACGCCACGAGGACGACAAGGAGCGGAAAAAGCGGAAAAAAGAGAAGAAGCGCAAAAAACAGCGCCACAGUCCAGAGCAUCCGGGCGGCGGAACCACUUCGUCGCUGCCACCCCAAACGCAAGUCUUCUGAAAAAACAAAAAACAAAGUUGGAAAAUCAAAAACAAAACAAAACAAAUGGAAAAUACCAUACACACAGCUGCAACAAACAAAAAAUAACGUCGUUAGUAGUAAUAGUAAGCGAAUUAAUACAUUUUUAAGUAUACUUUCGGAUGGCGACAUCCGAAGCCACCCACAAAAAAUACACUCACUCACACCUACUGAGCGAACUGGAAAUGGAUUGAAGAAGUACAUAUAUAUAAGAAUUUACAUUAUAAAAGAAUGGAAACAAGCAAACGGCAAGAGAAGGUAAUCUUUGAAAAAAAGCAUUGAUAUUUCUUAAGGAAGCACCCGUUUUCUCUGUUACGUUUUUAUAUAAUUACCUUUUCGAGCCCAAAAGUGAUCCCUUACCGUAAAAAUAAAUUAAAACAAAGACUCUCAAUAAGUGCUUCUGGGACAUGAAACAAUACAAAAAUGUACAAUCGAAGAAAAAUCGAUUGGAAAAAAAAUGCCAAUUGUGAGGAUAGGAGGAGUGUGUAAAACAUGAUCAUUAACGCGUAUCGUUUGCCUAUUUCAGUUUUAAGGAGCAAGCAGCCUUAUUUACGACGUAGUUGCGAUGAGUUGAAAAUAGAAAAUGUGAACAAACAAAAAAAAAAGAAUAACAAAUCGUUAGCCAUGUAAGUGGGAGGUGAAUUAUCGGUUCAGAUCUUAAUAACUAAACAUUAUUUUUCUCUCGUGCCUGCUCAGACAGAAAAGGGUUCCGCAAGAUUUUCUCUGUACAGAACUAAAUGAAUUCUCGGAGGUUGUUGUGAUUCGUCUGGUCGCCUGUGUGAAAGAUUCAGGUCGAUAGCUGGACGAACCUACGCGCGGUGCGUCGUGCAAGAUGAAGCAUGAUUUAUUUUUUUAAGUAAUUUGUAUUUAUGAUUAUCGAUUUGAGUUAUUUAAUUUUAUUUUCUUCAAUCAAUACAUUCAAAUGCAAAUGAA